Vombatus ursinus (common wombat) is the source of this 3251-nucleotide messenger RNA. It is a transcript of the gene STK24, whose product is annotated as serine/threonine kinase 24. Gene Ontology annotation, biological process: protein phosphorylation. Gene Ontology annotation, molecular function: protein kinase activity; ATP binding. The coding region runs from base 150 to 1445 and encodes 431 amino acids. The record is from RefSeq and is a predicted model, not a curated record. NCBI's taxonomy places the organism in Eukaryota, Metazoa, Chordata, Mammalia, Diprotodontia, Vombatidae. The transcript has 11 exons.
CCGGCCGGGACGAGCGUGGGGGGUUCCGGGCUGGGCAGGCCGCCGCAGCCGCCCGCCAGUCCUGCUCCGCAUCCGAUCCGCCUGCCGCCGCCGCCGCCGCGGGGAAGGGGCUCGGCCCUGCCUGGCCCGCCUGGAGCGGCGGCGCAGCCAUGGCUCACUCGCCCGUGCAGCCGGGCCUGCCCGGGAUGCAGAAUCUAAAAGCAGAUCCAGAAGAGCUUUUUACAAAACUUGAAAAAAUUGGAAAAGGUUCCUUUGGCGAGGUGUUUAAAGGCAUUGACAAUCGGACUCAGAAAGUAGUUGCCAUAAAAAUCAUUGAUUUGGAAGAAGCAGAAGAUGAAAUUGAAGACAUUCAGCAAGAAAUCACAGUGCUGAGUCAGUGUGACAGUCCAUAUGUCACCAAGUAUUAUGGAUCUUAUCUUAAGGAUACCAAAUUGUGGAUAAUAAUGGAAUAUCUUGGUGGAGGCUCUGCAUUAGAUCUACUAGAACCUGGCGCUCUAGAUGAAACUCAGAUUGCUACUAUAUUAAGAGAAAUUCUGAAAGGACUCGAUUAUUUGCAUUCAGAAAAGAAAAUUCACCGAGAUAUAAAAGCUGCAAAUGUUCUGCUAUCUGAACAAGGAGAAGUGAAACUUGCCGAUUUUGGAGUAGCUGGGCAGCUGACAGAUACCCAAAUAAAAAGAAACACCUUUGUGGGCACCCCAUUCUGGAUGGCACCUGAAGUCAUCAAGCAGUCUGCCUAUGAUUCAAAGGCAGAUAUCUGGUCUUUGGGCAUAACAGCUAUAGAGUUGGCUAAAGGAGAACCUCCCCAUUCGGAGCUACACCCAAUGAAGGUGUUAUUCCUCAUUCCAAAGAACAAUCCACCAACACUGGAAGGGAACUACAGCAAACCCCUCAAAGAGUUUGUGGAGGCCUGUCUAAACAAGGAGCCGAGCUUUAGACCUACAGCAAAGGAGUUGUUGAAACACAAAUUUAUAAUAAGGAAUGCAAAGAAAACCUCUUACUUGACAGAGCUCAUUGACAGGUACAAGAGAUGGAAGGCUGAACAGAGCCAGGAUGACUCGAGUUCAGAAGAUUCAGACACAGAAACAGAUGGUCAGGCAUCAGGUGGCAGUGACUCAGGAGACUGGAUCUUCACAAUCAGAGAAAAAGAUCCUAAGAACCUGGAGAAUGGAGCAGUUCAGCCACAGGAACUGGAAAGAAAUAAGGUGAAAGAUAUCCCAAAGAGGCCUUUGUCUCAGUGCUUAUCUACAGUUAUUUCUCCUCUUUUUGCAGAGUUGAAAGAGAAAAGCCAGGCAAGUGGAGGCAACAUGGGAUCCAUCGAAGAACUGAGAGGUGCAAUUUAUUUGGCGGAAGAAGCCUGUCCUGGGAUCUCGGACACCAUGGUGUCUCAGCUUGUGCAGAGGCUUCAGAGAUAUUCACUGAGUGGUGGAGGAACUUCAUCCCACUGAAAUCUUUUUAGUAUUUGGGUUUUUGUUUUUCCUUCUUUCUCUUUCCUUUUCUGUUUUAAAAAAAAAAAUCAACAAGACCCUGUGAAGAGGUGUGUGACUGACUGCAGGGAUCAUCUCCCAUGGCCGGAGGAGGGAGAGCUGUCCACAGAACAAACAUUCCUCAGUGGCCCACAGCAAGAUGAAGUCUCCCAGUUGGGUGAUGUGUCAGCUCCUUAAAGCUAGUUUUAUUUUAUUACUGUUAUUAUUAUUGUUUUUAAUUUUAACCACAGUGCAUAUAUUCAAGGGAAGUAUCUUUUUAAAAAAAAAACCACAAAAACAAAUAAACCAACCCUGAAAUGUAUAUUUGAGAUUGUGAUAAGGCAACUAAAGAUAUUGUGAAACCUCAGGUAUCCUGCUUUAAGUUGAUAACUCCCACAGGAGAUGGAGAAUCGCUCUGUUGGAUCUGUGUACAGAUUUGUAUAUAGUGUCAUUUUUACUGAAACCCUUUCAGCGUGCAUAAGAAAUCACUGUGUACAAAAUGGCCAAGUGCUUCUGUAGAUAAUAUUAGUGGAGUAAAUAUUUGACAGGCCAUAACUGAAUAUAUUGCCUUGCCUUUAUUACAUGUACAUUUUGAAUGAUGUGACCAGUGAUUUGGGUUUGAUUUGGUAUCUGCAGGGUUUGCCAUUAAGUAAUAAUUAUGCCCUCCUAUGGACAACUCCUGUUUGUACCUGAAUAAAUGCAGAAUUUUUUUUUGACCCCCAUAUCUCUUUUGGUACACACAGAGGUUGCUUUCAUUUUUCAAUGAUGGUACUAUUUCUCAGUGUUUUAAAUUGGAACACAGCUAGCCUCACAAAGCUUUACAUUAUUUUAAGUUCUCCCCCUACCCCCAGAAUAAGUAUCUUCAUUCACUUUGGUUUUAAAUUGUACCACUGCCAGUUUUGCACCAGAUGUAUCAUCCCUUUCAGUACUAUAUUCUGUUGAACCUUGUAGUAGACUCUGAAUAUCGUCUUUCCCACCUAAACAUGUCUGAAUGCUUACAUGAAUAAAUUUUGUAUUACACAAGUUUUGAAAAAUCUCCUUGAAAUGUGGCUCUGAGAGGAAAAUUGGUUCCUUCCACCAUUUCCUCCUUUGUGUCUUGCGUGUGUGUGUGAGUGUAGAUACACCCUCAAUUUUUGAAGGAAGCCAUACAGAAGACUACUAGAAGAAACGGUCAAUUUUAAAACACCGAAUAUUAUUCAGGCUCGUGUGCAUUUCCUUGAAGAGAUUUGGAUGAAUGUUGCUGGGUUUUGACAAAUACUUGUGAGAUUGUGUACUCAUUUCCUUUAAAACCACGGGUACAAUAUGGACAGUCUGUCAGUCAUUGUAUUCUUCUUACAGAGCCUACCUUUCCAAGGGUACAAAGAAAUCCUUGAUUUCCACGGAUAGGGAGGGUCAUUUAAUUGCUUUAGGGUUUCAUGACUAAAUGUCUUAACAUAAGGGUAUAUUGAUAUGUUGGCUCCUUUGUUUGUCAUAUAUUUUUAAGAAUUGUCAUUUUAAAAGAAUGUCAGAUAUCUCGUUGCCUGUCCUCGUGUUAGAGCCAGAAGGCUAGUAAUUCCUGGAAACACUUAAUGUUGUAUGAAAAGUUUAGGCAUGUAAGACACCUGUUGGCUUAAGUGUCUUAUGUACUGUAGUAAUGAGGAAAAAGGAUUCCCAAGUGGUUUUCAGGUGGGUUGGCAUUAUCUGAAUGAGGGAAGCACUAUUUUUUUUUUUAAACUCUACCUUCAACUUGUGAAUUUCUGUGUGGGAUACAUUUUGGUUGUGGGAAAUAAACACAGCUUAAUUUGUUAA